Molecule: messenger RNA, 549 nt
Organism: Enterobius vermicularis (human pinworm)
Lineage: Eukaryota; Metazoa; Nematoda; Chromadorea; Rhabditida; Oxyuridae
Source: the annotation of a GenBank genome assembly
GGUUUUCAGCUAUGGGACGACGAAAGGAUGAAAUUUUUUCAAAAAAAAACUAAAGAAUUUCAACAUAUUUUGAAUGAGAGGUUAGCUCAGGCACGGCAAUGGAAAGCAGAUAUGAUAAGGUGGGCUGAACAGAGUGAAAUAGCGCCAUCUUCGGAGCAGGAGCAGUUUUUUAUUGCUGUUGAUCUUGAUAACUCAAAAACUGUUCUUGACAAGACUUUUAUGGAAGAGUUCAGGGAAACACAUGAACUUUGGCUAGAACAAGCCUACUUUGAUUAUAAUGAGGCUGUUAUUAAACUUGGUGAGUUGUGGGAUAUGUGUCAUAUUCCUGAUGGUGACCGCCAAUUUCUACGAAAGCAUAUUAAGAAUCAACUUGUGCUUAUUUUCAAUGAUUUGAAGAAGGAAAAUAAUUUGUAUAAUAAAGAUCAUCCCGGUGAGCCAAUUUUAUUAGAUGGUUUUGAACCUCCUGAGUAUGUACAGUGGAUUAUGAAAGAGUAUAAGGAGCGGAAGGGGACAAGACGUGAAAAAAAGGUGAUUUAUAUUGCGUUCUAA